Closterium sp. Yama58-4 is the source of this 2763-nucleotide messenger RNA. NCBI's taxonomy places the organism in Eukaryota, Viridiplantae, Streptophyta, Zygnematophyceae, Desmidiales, Closteriaceae. The record is from the annotation of a GenBank genome assembly.
AUGACGUCACACGAGGAACAAUGGGAAACCCUACAAUUCGGCACGCCCGGCUCGUCCUCCUUCCGUAUGAUUUUCCUCCACGCCACCCACCGCCAUAUCCUCUCCCCGUGCCACGAUAUCCCGCUGUACGACCCUGACUGUCUCUUCCAUUGCAUCUCCGCCGCUCCCGCCGGCACAUGGCUUCCGCACGAUUUCGCGCCCGAAGAUUACAACCCGUUAAGAUGCGCUCCGUCCGUUGCUUCUGCAGAUUCAGGAGACUCUAGUGCUUUAGGAGGGUCGUCGGGAGGCGUUAGUGAGGGUGCGGUAGACUCAGCGGUUGUUCCAAAACAUUUUUCGACAAACUGCCCGUGGAGUCUUGGACUGCUGCCCCAAACACGACAGGAUCCUGACGAUACUUGCGAUGAGUUACCAAAUGUGCCUGGCGACGAGCAGCCGAUAGAGGUUAUCGAGAUUAGCGGUAGCGAAAUUGCUCUCGGCGAAGUUGUUUCGGUCAAGCCUCUCGCAGCUUUCGCCGUCGCGUCUCCGACGGGAAAAAGUUUCGCAUGGAAGGUCGUGGCGAUAUCGGGUAACUGCCCCGUCGCGAGCGUGUUGGAAUCGAUGGAAGACGUCGAAGCGUCGUUUCCAGGGUCGCUUAACGACAUUCGCGAAUGGCUUCGCACGCGCGACGUGCUCCAGUCGAACGGCCGGCACGCAGCAGAUCUUCCCUUCGUCAGCGAGCCGUUGGGUCCGGAGCACGCGCACGCGGUGGUGGCGCGAGCGAACGCCACGUGGCAGCUCUUCGUCGAUCAGAACGUUCCUGCGGAGCCUUGGGCGCCGCCGGCCGCGGUCCUCAACGGAAGCUUCCUCGAAAGCAUCUGGAAGCGCAAAUACAUGGGCGAUUGCGCGCCGUCCGCCGCGAUUCCCGUUUCCCAGCCGGCGCAUUUGCAACAGAAGCAGCAGCAACAACAGGCGGAAAAUGCGGCGCAAAAAGCGGCGGGAGAAGCGGUCGCUGGUGCGCUGGUGGAGGAAAAGCCAGCCAACGGCAACGCCGCGGCAGCAGAGCCUUCGCGCCGCAGUUGGAUUGCUGUCCCGAGCUUGCGCCAUACGGACGCCGCAAGCGGCGGGCAACGCGCUGCGCCUGAGAUUGACGACUGCGCGACUGCACAUCGGGGGAAGGGAGGCGCGGACGCGUCGCCGCUUCCUUCCGCCUCUUGCCACAUCGAUCGUCUUCCUAAUGAGCUCGUCGCGGCCAUCUUGCGCGACGUUUUCAAGAAAGCGCAAUCGCUCUCCGACAUCGUCAGCUUGCUGCUAACAUGCCGGCGCUUCUACGACAUCUGUCGACCCGCGUCGCAAUGGUCGCUGCUGGCGUCGGCAUCCGUCGAGUCGCUGCUGCCGACGGACGCGGCGCACUGGACUCCCGCAGUGCAGCGAUUCCUGCUCAGCGCCGCGACAGAGGGCAACAUCGAGGCAAUCUAUAUCGCGGGCAUGAUUUCCUUUUACUGUAUCGGAAAUCACUGGGCGGGCGCGCGCUUGCUCGCGCAAGCGGCGGAGUUCGGACAUGGUCCUGCGACCUAUUCCCUCGCUAUAAUCAACUUUCACGGGAGUGGCGGAACCGCGCGGGACACGAAUCCACAGGCGGGUGUGGAUCUGUGCUGGCGGGCGGCGAAAUUAGGAUUCAUGCCCGCGUUACAAGAACUCGGACACUGUUUCGUGGACGGCUAUGGUGUUUCCCAGCGCAUUUCUCUCGGCAAGCUUCUGCUGCAGCAUGCAUCAGCAGCUAUGGAAGGCAGCACAAGCACCUGCCGCUGCGGCAACUGCCCGUCCUCGCCUACCUCUCCUUCUCCUAACCCUUACUCCUUCCCAUGCGCCGCUUCUGCUCCACCUCACUCACCUGCCGCCCUAUCGGCCCCAUUGACUACAGUACCUGCCGUCCCAGCCGCACCGGCUGCUCGGUUAGACACGCAGGUUCGGAUAGUAGUCGGGCAAGCUCGGCAAGUUAGAGCUGCUUCGGCAUGCCCCAGACGAACCAGCCCGUGGGACCCGGCGCGUCACGACUUCAACCCCGAGGCGCGGCACAAUCGAUGCUGGGUCAGUCAUGCGUCGCCUGCACGAGGUCGCGUUUCCACCGCCGCAUCUUCCGGGGACAAUGUCGAGGCUGCUGCUACCGAGGAUGGUGCUGCCGAGCCGCAUUCCCUGCCUAGCGACGCUGCGUCGCUAAAGGCCGCGCUUUACUCCGGUCUAGAAGGCCUCAACCGGGGCAUCUUUGGCAUGCCAUUGGCCAAGCGGGCUUAUCUGCACACGAUAAUUGAGCGGCUGGAAGAAUUGAACCCGCGACCUGCUCCCACUGAGCACAUUGACGAGAUCACAGGCGAGUGGCGCCUGCUAUACAGCACCAUCGCCAUCCUCGGCUCCAAGCGAACAAAGCUGGGUCUGAGGGACUUCAUUUCUUUGGGGGACUUUCUUCAGAUUGUAGACAAAGACACGAGGCGAGCAGCCAACGUGGUGGAGUUUGCAGUGAGGGGGUUGGGGCUGCUGUCAGGGAAGCUAACCAUCGAAGCGACCUACACCAUCGCCUCCCCUACUCGGGUGGACAUAAAAUUUGAAAGCUCCAGCAUUGUACCAGAUCAGCUGAACAAGCUGUUUGAGAAAAACUAUGAUUUGCUUCUGCGGAUAUUCAACCCGGAUGGAUGGCUCGAGAUAACCUAUGUGGAUGACACUGUACGAAUCGGGCGUGACGACAAGGGAAAUAUCUUUGUGGUGGAAAGGCAACCACCCAAACAAUAG